Messenger RNA from Pongo pygmaeus (Bornean orangutan), 3382 nucleotides. It is a transcript of the gene KLF17, whose product is annotated as KLF transcription factor 17. Gene Ontology annotation, biological process: regulation of transcription by RNA polymerase II. Lineage: Eukaryota; Metazoa; Chordata; Mammalia; Primates; Hominidae. Bases 7 to 1263 code for a protein of 418 amino acids. The transcript is spliced from 4 exons. The record is from RefSeq and is a predicted model, not a curated record. Gene Ontology annotation, molecular function: DNA-binding transcription factor activity, RNA polymerase II-specific; RNA polymerase II cis-regulatory region sequence-specific DNA binding.
GUGGCGAUGUACCGAUACCCAUACCCGCCUGCGACGCCGUGGUGGCUGGUUCCCUGUCUCUUCAGUAGAGAGUCUAGACCCCACCCAGUCUUCAUGUACGGCCGACCGCAGGCUGAGAUGGAACAGGAGGCUGGGGAGCUGAACCGGUGGCAGGCGGCUCACCAGGCUGCCCAGGAUAACGAGAACUCAGCGCCCAUCUUGAACAUGUCUUCAUCUUCUGGAAGCUCUGGAGUGCACACCUCUUGGAACCAAGGCCUACCAAGCAUUCAGCACUUUCCUCACAGCACAGAGAUGCUGGGGUCCCCUUUGGUGUCUGUUGAGGCGCCGGGGCAGAAUGUGAAUGAAAGGGGGCCACAGUUCAGUAUGCCACUGCCUGAGCGUGGUAUGAGCUACUGCCCCCAAGCGACUCUCACUCCUUCCCAGAUGAUUUACUGUCAGAGAGUGUCUCCCCCUCAGCAAGAGACAACGAUUUUCAGCGGGCCCCAACUAAUGCCCGUAGCAGAGCCCAAUAUUCCAAGGGUGGCCAGGCCCUUCAGUGGGAAUCUAAGGAUGCCCCCCAAUGGGCUGCCAGUCUCGGCUUCCACUGGAAUCCCAACGAUGUCCCACACUGGGAACCCUCCAAUGCCUUACCCUGGCCUCUCGACAGUACCUUCUGACCAAACAUUGUUGGGCCCGACUGUGCCUUCCACUGAGGCCCAGGCAGUGCUCCCCUCCGUGGCUCAGAUGUUGCCCCCACAAGAUGCCCAUGACCUUGGGAUGCCCCCAGCUGAGUCCCAGUCAUUGCUGGUUUUAGGAUCUCAGGACUCUCUUGUCAGUCAGCCAGACUCUCAAGAAGGCCCAUUUCUACCGGAGCAGCCCAGACCUGCUCCACAGACAGCAGAGAAGAACUCCAGGCCUCAGGAAGGGACUGGUAGAGGGGGCUCCUCAGAGGCAAGACCUUACUGCUGCGACUACGAGAACUGCGGAAAAGCUUAUACCAAACGCUCCCACCUCGUGAGCCACCAGCGCAAGCACACAGGUGAGAGGCCGUAUUCUUGCAACUGGGAAAGUUGUUCAUGGUCUUUCUUCCGUUCUGAUGAGCUUAGACGACAUAUGCGGGUACACACCAGAUAUCGACCAUAUAAAUGUGAUCAGUGCAGCCGGGAGUUCAUGAGGUCUGACCAUCUCAAGCAACACCAGAAGACUCAUCGGCCGGGACCCUCAGACCCACAGGCCAACGACAACAAUGGAGAGCAGGACAGUCCUCCUGCUGCUGGUCCUUAGGUGAAUGAAGAAGGAAGAGGAUUCCAGGCAGAGAGCACUGGACGUGGCAACUGCUCAGAGGAGAGGCAGUCUUCAAGUUCUACAUUCAUUCAGCAAAAUGUUUUUUGAGCCUACAAUACUGAGCGCACCAAGGCUGUGGAGACUCAUGGUGAGGAGCAUGGAGUUAACUAAAGGAUGUGUCAGGGAAGAAAGACUUCUCAAGGAGGUGCCUCCAUCAGACCGAAGGACUCAUGGGGGCUAGCUGCACCUCACAUUUCUUGGACAUAUACCGUUGGACAUGUCUAUCUUCUGGAAACUAUGGCAUGGACAGUAAGGAUUCAGAGGUGCGUGAAAGCACCCUGCCUCUGCAGAGCAGAAAGAUCAUAGACAACACUUAUGAAUGUGCCCAGUGCUGCCAAGGAGAGAAGCCGGUCCUCUGCAGGCUCAAGCCUAUCUGGGCCUCUGGGGAAGCCCCACAGCCUUGGCUGUGCCUGCCCCUGCCCUCUCACCCCUACCCUGACCCUGUCCUGCUUUGCUGCCUUUGUGUGUGUUACUAUGGCCCCAGUAUACCUGGGAUGGACAUCCAGGUGCCCUUCAUCCAAGCUCCUAUGUGAAGGGAGUGGACAUGAUUAAAAGAACAGGGGCAGAAGGGGCUCAUUUAUGACCCAUUCACUAGCCCCAGGGAUUGAAGUCUUGGGUACACAAAGUGUCUUUCUACCAGGGCACCAGAUCCCUUCCAUGGAGCAGGCCAUCUUGGGUUCACUGGGUCAGGGCUGGUCUCUAUUCCCCAGCCCACCUGGCUCACACACAGCCUCGUGGGUAGGGUCAGCAAACCAGAUUGCUUGUUGUCUGCUUGGUGAUCUAGCGUUUUCACCAAGAAGUGGACGUGGAGAAGACCAGAGUGAUCAAGGGUAUAUGAUGUGCACUACAACGGUGGACAAAACAGGCUCCUGCUCUUGUGGAGGUCACAAUCUAGCGGAGGAGGGAUGUUACUAGAAGUGCACAAAUUGGGCCCGGCAUGGUGGCUCAUGCCUGUAAUCCCAGCACUUUUGGAGGUCGAGGCAGGCGGAUCACUUGAGGUUAGAGAUUCGAGACCAACCUGGCCAGCAUGGUGAAACCCCAUCUCUACAAAAAAUACAAAAAUUAGCCUGGCAUAUGGUGGGUACCUGUAAUCCUAGCUACUCGGGAGGCUGAUGGGAGAAUCACUUGAACCCAGGAGCCGGAGGUUGCAGUGAGCUGAGAUCUCACCAUUGCACUCCAGCCUGGGCGACUGAGUGAGACUCUAUCUCAAAACAAACAAUCAAAACAAAAAAGACCUGUGGACUCUAGUAGAUUUUGAAUCCUGCCUCUGCCAUUUCCUGGCUAUAAGGUGUCUUGGGAAAUUUACUUGUCACUCUUGCUUCUGAUAGUAAAGGUGAUGGUGAGAUAGAUUCAAGAUGGAGAGAUAAGGUUAAGUGUUUUCUUUGGCUGCAACAUGGAGAUUAGAUUAGAGCGAGGAUGUAAGGGAGAGGAAGGGACAUAGCAGUAUUUCAGGUGAGAGUCAAGGUGGCUUUGGCCAGGGUGUGAGAGUGGCGGUAGGGAGAAGUAGGAAAGUGAGAGUUAACUGGAUUUGGCAGGUGAGGGCGAGGCCAAGGGUGACUUCCAGGUUCCUGACUUGUGUUAUAAGUAACACAGAAGAAGAAUGGAUCAACUUGAUUCGUUUUGCAUUGAUUGUGAUAUCUCUCAUACCUGCAAAAAAUAUUUUGUAUAUAUCCAAUUUAAUAAUAAAUGCACUCAGGAAGGUCAAAAAAGAAAAAAGAAAAAUAAUACAAAAUAAUAAAAAUACUUAGGAUAACUUGAGGCCAGGAGUUUGAGACCAGCAUGACCUUGUCUCUGUAAAAAAUAAAAUUAAAAGAAAAAGAAGGAAAAGUGAUCUACUAGUACAUUUAAAGCUUUGAACUCCCCAUCCUUCUUUGCAGAGGUAACCACUAUACUGAAUUUUGAUUAAUCUUGCCUUAGCUAUUUAUUGUUUUUACCACAUAAUCUGUCUGUUCUUAAAUAUAGUGAUUGGUUUUUUAUGGUUCUGAACUUACCUUUAUUCUGUUUAGGAUUCAUUGAACUUUUUCAAUCUAAAUGUUUAGUAGUCUUAAUAAAAUUUGGA